Molecule: messenger RNA, 694 nt
Organism: Alnus glutinosa
Lineage: Eukaryota; Viridiplantae; Streptophyta; Magnoliopsida; Fagales; Betulaceae
Product: small polypeptide DEVIL 16
Exons: 1
Coding region: 325-495 (56 amino acids)
Biological process (GO): negative regulation of cell population proliferation
Source: RefSeq, a predicted model, not a curated record
GGCAAUUCUCUGCCGCUCCAACGCUCCCAAACAGGACAAACCGUCCAUAUAUACAUAUUCAUAUUCAUCUUUUCUUUUUACUCCAGACCAUUUAUAUAUAGCCGAACCCAGUAAAAUUCACAACAUUCAGGUGAGAUGCAUGGCCCAGUCUAUAUCUAUCAUCCCUGACACUGGUCACUGGUGGCCGAGCGCAACGCUUGCAGUCCAAACCUAAUUUAGAGGUCAUUCUAUAAAUAUACCAAAACUCCCCCACCCCCACCUCUGCCCUUUUAUAUUUACACCAAUUUCUACCUAGCUAGCAUUAACACUCUCGCUAUAACUUUCAUGGCAACCAAAGAGAGCAACAUAAACUUAAACAACGACCACACCUGUGAACCCUGCCGAUCCUUCGGCCAGAAGUGUAGCCAUCUUGUGAAGAAGCAGCGUGCCAAGUUCUACAUCCUCCGCCGUUGCAUUGCAAUGCUCGUCUGUUGGCGCGACCGUGGGGAACCUUGAGGCGGCUGCAGGCACGCUAGCUUGUUAGUUUAUUUAUUGGGUUUAGACAAAGAUAUGUGUUUACUCGUCAUGGGAUGUAAUUAUGAGUGCUUUGGGUAUGUUAGCUAGAAACAUUUUUUUUUCCUUUUUUACAGUAAUUAAUUACCUUAAUUAUAUAAUGUUCAGGAAUUGGCUUAUUAAUUAUCAAAUGGCUUCUUGA